CCUGACUAACAUGAUAGUUCUCUCCUGCAGCAACAGGUGGCGGUGUUGGUGAUGGUGGUGGUGGUGGUGGUGGGGGUGACGGCGGGUCAGGGGGACGAGGGAGCCCUGACCUCCCCCAACACCACCCUGGGGACCACUCUGGUCUACCCCCAGGACGCCACUGUGCUCCUGGGGGCGCUCUUCCCCAUACACACCAGCAGGAAGGACCCCAUCACUGGCAUCGUGGCGUGUGACCACCUCCAGGGUGACUACGGGAUCCAGCCGCUAGAGGCGCUGCUCUUCACCCUAGACGAGAUCAACACCAACCCUAAUCUACUGCCGGGGAUCACCCUAGGCACUCUUGUAAUGGACUCCUGUGACCACCCAACUCCUGCGCUCACCCAGACUCUUGGCUUCAUCAAAGGGUACUUGGCCGGCCAGAACGAGCACCACCAGGCGGAGUUCACCUGUGGGGACGGCAGCGCCCCGACCUUCAGGAGCGGCCUCUUCGACAAGGUCGUCGGCGUCAUUGGUGGGCGGGACUCCGCGGUCUCUGUUCAGAUGGCUAGCGUGCUGAGAGUGAUAGAGAUGCCUCAGAUCAGCUACAUCAGCACCUCAGCCUCCCUCAAUGACCGAGAGCGAUUCCCCUUCUUCCUCCGGACUGUCCCCUCAGACUCCACUCAAGUCCAGGCCAUCUUGGACAUCCUCAGGUCGUUCAAGUGGUCGUACGCCAGUGUGGUGUACAGCAGCGGGGAGUACGGCGAGGGCGGCUACCGCGAACUGACGAGGACGGCGGCUGAGUACGACGUGUGCUUCGCCUCCCCCGCCCACGUCCUCUCCAAGAACGACCCGGACGACGUGUACCAGGAGGUCGUCAAGCAGCUCGUCAACCGCGAAGCUAAUGUGGUGGUGGUGUUCGCGCAGAGAGAGGUGGCGAUACGACUUCUGAAAACGGUUAGACUCCUGGGCGCGCAUUCCCGCUUUCUAUGGAUUGGCUCCGACGGCUGGAGCUCCACACCCCUCCAGGAGGUGGAAGCUGUAGCCGAGGGCUCUAUCGCCGUCCAGCCGUUGGCCAGGUCGCUGCCGGGGUUCGAGGAGUACUUCAGGGCCCUCACGCCCGAGAACAACGGCCGGAACCCCUGGUUCCAGGAGUACUGGAACAGUGACCUCUCCGUCAGCAGCGGCACGCACCAACACGAAAUAGUUCAGUGGCUGCACUUCGUCCGUGACUCGGCGCACGCCUUCGCGCACGCCCUCCACGCCAUGUGGGAGGAGCACUGUGAGGGCGUGGCGGGCAUUUGUGACGCCAUGGCCCACAGUGGCCACGUCCACGGCCAGGAUCUCUUCCAGCAGCUCCUUCGGGUCUCCUUCCUCGAUACCACCAACAGCACCUUCAGGUUCGAGAGCAGCGGGGCGGGUCCCGCCCGGUACACUAUACUGAACUACCAGCGCCAUGAGCACUUCAGCUACCGAUGGGUUCCCGUCGGUACCUACACCAACACGUCAGGAGAAGUGCCAGAGCUUAAUCUUCCGUCUUCGUCCGUCCAGUACCGGCUGUCCACCGCCCCGCCCACCUCCUCCUGCGGGAAGCCCUGCACCGAUGACCAGGCCAAGAUCCUGCUGCAGGAGGCGUGUUGCUGGCGGUGUGAGGACUGUCAGCCCCACCAGUACCUCAACAGGUCCACUCACCUCUGUCACGACUGUGGCGACUGUCAGCGGCCUGACAGAGACGCCUGUGUCGACAAGGACGAGAAGUUCAUCGACUACAAGAACCGCUGGGCCAUCACCUCCCUCGCCUUCGCCAGUCUGGGUAUCUUCAGCACCGUGCUCAUGGGAGUGAUCUUCUGGGUGCACCUGGACACGCCGGUGAUCAAGGCAGCCUCCAGGGAGCUCUCCUACAUCCUGCUGGGGGGCAUCUUCCUCUCCUUCGUCAUGAGCUUCGUCAUCGUGGCGCCGCCCUCCUACGUCACCUGCGGCCUCACCCGCUUCUUCCUGGGCUUCUCCUACACCGUGUGCUACGCCGCCAUCCUCACCAAGACCAACCGCAUCUCCAGGAUCUUCAACAAGAGUCCUACUAAGUCCCACAAGGCGAUAUACACGUCUCCACGGUCGCAAGUGGUGAUCGUAACGAUGCUGGUGAGCGUAGAGGUGGCCAUCAACGUGGCGUGGAUGGUGUACAACACCCCGAACACCGAACACCUGUGCGCCAGGACCUCCCAGUACCGCGUCAGGAUCUGCGGGGGGCUCGACGACUACUCCUACGUGGUGGGCCUCGUCUACCCUCUCAUCCUGGUGCUCUUCUGCACCAUUUACGCCAUCAAGACCAGGAAGUGUCCAGGCGGCUUUAACGAGGCUCGCUACAUCGCCUUCACAAACUACACCACCUGCCUCAUCUGGCUGGUGUUCGUCCCUCUCUACCUCUCUACCGGCGCCACAGAUGACAUCCGGAUUGUCACCCUGGCCCUCUCUCUCUCCCUAGGCGGGUUUGUUCAACUUGGGUGCCUGUUCUUCCCCAAGGUGUACAUCGUGCUGUUCAAGCCUGAGAAGAACACGCGGGACGCCGUCAUGAGCAUCUCCAGGACCUCCUACAAUAACAAUAACAACAACAGGGACUCGUCUUACAGGGCGUCGGGGCGCUUCCCGGACGACGCCGCCUCUACGCCGCCGCACCCGAUCUUCUUCGUCAAUGGAGGCAAGCCACAGGAGGAGGCGCUACAGAAGGCCCGGGCGUCACAACACCUCGACCAAGACGCCCCUGGACGCGUCAACCACCUCUACAUAGCUGCCCACUCCAACCCUGCCACAGGCACCACCCACCCUACCACAACCACCACCCACCUCCCCACCACAACCACCACCCACGUCCCUACCACAACCACCGCUCAACUCCUCACCAGACCCACCCACUACCCUACCAAAGUGGCCCACCACACUGCUCUCUAAACCGAGGUCCUGUGCCACAGUCAAGGGAACAUUACGCGCACAGGAUGAACAACCCAGCGGGUUUUCUUCCUAUUGGGGAGUGUUGUACAUGCUGCUAUGGCGGUGUGUCCACUCACAGGAUGAGUGGCGCUGCCCAAUACUGUCACUAUGGUGGUGUGUCCACU
Procambarus clarkii (red swamp crayfish) is the source of this 3086-nucleotide messenger RNA. Its product is annotated as metabotropic glutamate receptor 3. The record is from RefSeq and is a predicted model, not a curated record. Gene Ontology annotation, molecular function: adenylate cyclase inhibiting G protein-coupled glutamate receptor activity. NCBI's taxonomy places the organism in Eukaryota, Metazoa, Arthropoda, Malacostraca, Decapoda, Cambaridae. Gene Ontology annotation, cellular component: plasma membrane. Gene Ontology annotation, biological process: G protein-coupled receptor signaling pathway.